Molecule: messenger RNA, 938 nt
Organism: Tarenaya hassleriana
Lineage: Eukaryota; Viridiplantae; Streptophyta; Magnoliopsida; Brassicales; Cleomaceae
Product: protein PHLOEM PROTEIN 2-LIKE A8-like
Exons: 2
Coding region: 189-722 (177 amino acids)
Biological process (GO): signal transduction
Source: RefSeq, a predicted model, not a curated record
UUCAUUUCCUUUUUGAAUUUUCUGACAUUCUCUGGCUCCCAUUAAAAAAUUUAAGAAAAGGAUCAAACGUGCGAUACCGAUGUAUCAUAUUGGAGUUUCAGCGGCCUAUAUAAUACCUGUUUCCAUUGGUGAAAAGCAUAUAUCGAUUUAAUUUCCGAAUCAUCUUCUCUCCUAAUUUUGUCAGCAUCAUGUGCCCGAAUCGCCGGAUCCGUAAAAAGCUUCCGCAAGUGUUCAUCAGUUUCCGUGGAAAGGAGCUUCGCCUCCGCUUCUCCAGCCACCUCUUUGAUGCGUUCAGACGGCGAGGGAUCGAUUUCUUCAUCGACGAACACGAACUGAGGGGCAAGGAUCUCAAGCACCUAUUCACGAGGAUCAAAGAGUCGAGGAUCGCGAUCGUGAUCUUCUCCAGGAGAUUCGCGCGGUCCCGUUGGUGCCUGAACGAGCUCGCAAAGAUCAACGAGCGCGUGGAAAUGGGGAAGCUCGAGGCCAUCCCCAUCUUCUACAAUGUGGAAACAUGCGACUUGAAACAACUGACGGGAAGGUUUGGCGACAAUUUCCGGAAGAGGGCAAAGAAAGAUGGGCGUAAAAGAACCAAGAGAUGGAUGAAAGCUUUGGAGUCGAUUUCGGGGAAGUUCGGCCUGGAGUUGGGCAAGAACAGCUCUGAGUCGGAUUUUAUCAAGAAAAUUGUCAUGGAGGUUGAGAGAGCGCUUAACGCCAUUCCAUAAGAGAAAGGCCUCGAUCUAGCGCCUACGGCAUGAGUCUCCUCCCUCCCCAAUAAGAAAAUAAUCCAGAAAACUCGAGUGAUAAUAAGUGUGUGUACGCUUGAAUUUGUGUAUGGGUUGCUGACGUCAUCAAGCGCACGCAGAUGGUGUCCAUGCAAAUGUAUAUAUAUCUUGUAUGGGAGUGUCAUACAUUCGUAUUCCCGCCGAAAUGUAUUCGAA